Fraxinus pennsylvanica is the source of this 1332-nucleotide messenger RNA. NCBI's taxonomy places the organism in Eukaryota, Viridiplantae, Streptophyta, Magnoliopsida, Lamiales, Oleaceae. The record is from the annotation of a GenBank genome assembly.
AUGUCAGUUGCCUGCUGUAUUCCAGUUGUUGAAUGUGUGUCCUGUUUAGCGUGUAUUCGAUGGGUGUGGAAGAAAUUUAUGUACGCUGCUGGCCGUGAAAGUGAGAAUUGGGGCCUUGCAACUGCUAGUGAAUUCAUACCCGUACCCCGGAUUUGUAGAUAUAUUCUAUCAGUUUAUGAAGAUGAUCUUAGAAACCCUUUGUGGGCUCCCCUGGGAGGGUAUGGAAUCGAACCGGAUUGGAUAAUAUUGAAAAAAGAUCAUGGAGAUACUCAAGGGAGAGUAUCUCCAUACAUGAUCUAUCUUGAUCAUGAGAAUAGAGAUGUAGUUGUAGCAAUUAGGGGACUUGAUUUAGCUAAAGAAAGUGAUUUUUUACUCUUACUUGAUAACAAACUGGGGCAGACAAAAUAUGAUGGUGGUUAUGUGCACCAUGGAUUGCUGAAUGCUGCUCAAUAUGUUUUUGAAGAAGAAUGCGACAUUAUUAGAGAGCUUCUCGAAAGAAACCCGGAAUAUACAUUGACAUUUGCCGGGCAUUCACUUGGUGCAGGAGUAGUAACAUUGUUAACAAUAUUGGCAUUGAAGAAUAGGGAAAAGUUGGGGAACAUUGAUAGAAAAAGGAUCAGAUGCUUUGCAAUUGCUCCUACUAGGUGUAUAUCGCUAAACUUGGCAGUACGAUAUGCAGACGUGAUCAAUUCGGUUGUGCUGCAGGAUGAUUUCUUACCCCGGACAACAGUAGCGCUGGAAAAUGUUUACAAAUCACUUUUCUGUUUCCCGUGCUUGAUGUGCAUAAUGUGCUUGAAAGAUACGUGCACACUAGAGGAGAAGAUGCUACAGGAUCCAAGGCGCCUGUAUGCACCUGGUCGCCUCUAUCACAUUAUUGUGAGGAAGCCCUUCAGGUUCAAAAAAAUUUCACCGGUUGUUAAGACUGCAGUACCGGUGGAUGGACGGUUUGAGCACUUAGUUCUCUCUUGCAACUUAACUUCAGAUCAUGCCAUCAUUUGGAUACUUAAGGAAUCUCAAAGAGCACUUGAUUCACUGCUGGAAAGUGAGCGGAUUAUGGAUAUUCCGGUAGCACAGAGGAUGGAGCGGCAGGCAUCUCUUGCCAAAGAACAUAAAGAAGAGUAUCGAGCAGCAAUAAAAAGGGCGAUUGCUUUGGAUGUUCCCCUUGCAUACUCCCCUUCGUAUGGAACUUUCCAAGAGAUGGAGAAAGGAGAAAACUCGACUAGAACACAAGAUUUUUCUCUCACAUCGUCCGAGAGGCAAGAGAGCUCGGAUAAUCUGGCCAGGGUCAUUUUUGAUACGGAUGAGUCGAGGAAAUCGAGGCUGGAGAAAUGA